AUGGACAGCCCGGCACCCUUCCUGUCACAGCCCUUGUCCUUGCCUGGAUGUUCCACCUUGGCUCCUUCUGCCAGCCUGGCUUCGGGGGGUGACAAUGGCACAACGUUAACUGAGUUUGUUCUGUUGGGGUUCUCAGAUUUCGGAUCUCUUCAGGGUCAUCUGUUUUGGGGUGUGCUCUGUAUCUAUCUGGUCACGUUGCUGGGCAACUUCAUGAUCAUCCUCCUCACACUGGCAGAUUCUACACUGAGGUGCCCCAUGUACUUCUUCCUGCGCCACUUCUCCUUGGCGGAGAUCCUCUACACGGCUACCAUCGUGCCUCGGAUGCUGGCUGACCUCCUGUCCUCCUGCCCCGCCAUCUCCCGGGCCAGCUGCUUCAUCCAGCUGUACUUCUUUGCCCUCUUUGGCAUCGCUGAGUGCUGCUUGCUCACUGCCAUGGCCUAUGACCGCUAUGCUGCCAUCUGCCGGCCACUGCAUUAUACCACCUUGAUGAACCAGAGGGCAUGUGCCAGUAUGGUGGCAGCUUCCUAUCUCAUGGGCAUCAUCACUGGCACCACUCACUCCGUCUUCAUCUUCACUUUGCCCUUCCGUGGCUCUAACGUCAUCCAUCACUUCCUAUGUGACAUCCUGCCUGUGCUGAGACUGGCCAGUGCAAGCACCUUCUGGGGUGAAGUGGGGAAUCUUGCAGUCACGGUAACUUUUAUCAUGGUCCCCUUCGCGCUGAUCGUGGCCUCCUAUGCCUGCAUUCUUGCCACCAUUCUUAGGGUUGCGACAUCUCAGGGGCGUCGGAAGGUCUUCUCUACCUGUUCCUCCCACUUGUUUGUGGUCAUACUCUUUUUUGGGACCGCGACUAUCGCCUAUAUGAAGCCUCAGGCAGGAUCUUUUGGGGAAACAGACCAGAUCCUUGCCAUCUUCUAUACGGUUGUCACCCCAAUGUGCAAUCCUUUUGUCUACACUCUGAGGAACAAGGAGGUCACAGGGGCCAUGCAGCGGCUCAUUAAGAGAUACCUUUGGAGCCCUUGA
Jaculus jaculus (lesser Egyptian jerboa) is the source of this 1020-nucleotide messenger RNA. Its product is annotated as olfactory receptor 9. The transcript has a single exon. Gene Ontology annotation, cellular component: membrane. The coding region runs from base 1 to 1020 and encodes 339 amino acids. Gene Ontology annotation, biological process: G protein-coupled receptor signaling pathway. The record is from RefSeq and is a predicted model, not a curated record. Gene Ontology annotation, molecular function: olfactory receptor activity; G protein-coupled receptor activity. NCBI's taxonomy places the organism in Eukaryota, Metazoa, Chordata, Mammalia, Rodentia, Dipodidae.